UCCGAGUAGCAGCAGAAUUAAGCCCACACUCGGAGAGAGAGAGGGAGAGAGAGAAAGGGCGGAGAAAUUUUCGGCGGAAAUAACAUGUUCAUCAGACGGCCGACGGAAAAAUUUUGAUUUAGGAACCCAGAAGGGAAUCAGAAUAAUAUAAGAACUUGAAAAUCUAGGAUUAAACCCCGGCAAAUCCAAACCCCAGUGCUUGUUCGUUCCUACGAUCAUCGAUUUUUCGUUUCAGAAGCGGGAAAUUAGUUCGAGCUUCCUUCAAAAGCCCGAUCGAACCUUUUUGGCUUCAAUUUCUUCGGGGUUUUUGAAGAUUACUCGAACAUCAUCGACAGUACGAUGGCCUUGGGCGAUCGUCCUGUUCAAGAGGAUUCGGUAUGGAUUCUGCUUCUCUGAAGAAGGGUUUCUGUUCUGUUUUUGGUGCGAGAGAAGUGGUUCGCUAAAUCUGUGUUUUAUUGUUCUUGGUUCUUAUUAGAAUGAUACUGGAUUUUAGGGAAGAUGAUUAUUGGAACUAGGGUUUUGGGUUCACAUUUAAUGGUGGGCUCUGUGGAGCCGAUGAUUAUUGGGGAUUGCAUUGACAUGGAAGAAGGCGAAGCUUCUUGCUAUCACAAGGAAAAUGGCGGUGAUAUUGACCCUGAUAUUGCUCUCUCUUACAUUGAUGAGAAGAUCGAGCGUUUUCUUGGUCAUUUCCAAAAGGACUUCGAAGGUGGAGUUUCAGCCGAAAAGUUAGGUGCAAAGUAUGGUGGUUAUGGCUCAUUUUUGCCUACGUACGAACGUGCUCCAUCCAUUUUGCCACACAAUAUAAAUCAACAAAGCGACUGCAAUGCAGCAGCACCAACUCCAGCUAAUGUGCCCUUGGAGAAUCCAAAAGCUCCGCCGCCGAAGAGGUCGGAAGCUAUUGUUUGCAAUGCUAUUUCCUCUCACAAUAAAAGGGCAACUUCUGGGAGGGUAGAUUCGUGCUUACCUGCUACUAGAGUUACUAAUAGCUACCCCUCGAAAGAGGAAGCCACGGGCAGAUUAGGCAGUCCAAUGAGCAACAGAUCGCUUAAAUUUCGACUCAAAGUUGGUUCCGACAGCACUGCAUUGAAAAAUGCAGCGAUAUACAGUGGCCUUGGACUCGAUGACUCUCCAUUGUCAUCAUCGGAAAACAGCUCCGACGUUAGUGAAGGGAUGCUGCCCAUUUCUCAAAGUUCACCAGACGAGUCUCCGACUAAGAUAAUUCAGGCAAUGACUUCUUUCCCAGUGCCUCAUGGAGCAUUGAUAUCACCUCUUCAUGAUAGCCUACUCGGGCUGUCGAGAAAGGAAAAACCAAUACGAGAAACCAAACCCGUGCUUUCCCUUGAGGAUAAAAAAGAUGGUUUGGCCAAGCUUGCCAGUGGGACAAUUUUAAAGCAAAACGACAGUACAUUGGUUAAGAAGAAGAAAAAGGAGACGGGGCAUAAAGAACGGCAGGUCAAUCCUAAGAAUGAAGUUUAUGCUUCUCGUUGCGAGGAGAAGACGACUCUAACUCUCGUAAAUGGAAAAUCAGAAAACGAGGCUUUUGUAAGCAAGGAUUUACUCUCUAAUGAGUUGCAAUGCAAACCCGGUUCCGAGGUUACUAAGUCCAAUGCGUACUUAGACCCACAAAAGAAGAAGCUUUCUCGUAAACCUACGCUACAUGAAACGGACAAAGACAAAGCAUCGAUUAAGAAAGAAAAGCCCGGAAUUGUUGGCGAGAAGAAUUUGAAAGUUAUACAGACUGCUGGUGGGAAAAUAGCUGGUUCAUUUGAGGAAGGCUUCAAGAAUAGAAGUGAAGCAUUCAAAGGUAGAAAGGACACUGAUUCUGACACUCCAGAAUCUGAAAAUAGAAAGCACAGGUUAAAACUACACAGCAAUGAGAAAGUAGGAACAAACAAUGGGGAUUCUUUUAACCGCACGGGGUUAGAUGAAAACCGUAAAAGUAAGGAUGUAAUUGAAAGGGCCUCCGGUGACAUACGGAGGCUCGACGGCCUAUAUGACAGUGGAAUCAAAUCGUCUAAAUCCUUGAAGGUGGUCGAACCAGCAGCAGGGGUGGCUCCUGUGGAUGAAUGGGUGUGCUGUGACAUUUGUCAGAAAUGGCGCCUUCUGCCCUUCGGGACAAAACCCGAUCAACUUCCUGAUAAAUGGUUAUGUAGCAUGCUCAAUUGGCUGCCCGGGAUGAACCGGUGUGACAUUAGUGAGCAGGAGACGACGGAAAAGCUUUAUGCUUUGUACCAGCUACCAUUGCCUGAGAGUGGAAAUGCUUUGCAGGGCCAUGGCAAUGGACUAAUAGCAGGUGAUACUUCAAAUGAGGGAAAAAGGAAAGAAAUACAAAAUCCAGUUAGCAGAAAUGGCCCUACUCUUCCAAAGAGUUCUUUGAAAGAUCCGCUGCUGGAGUCGAGGAAAAAACGAAGUCUUUAUGGCUCAAGUAACGUUCCAAAUCAGUUGAAAAAUUCAACGGAUCGAUCUUCUAGUGACCUGCACAACUCGGUAGAGGGAAAGAACCGAGGUAAACUAAAAGAAAAAUCGACCGAAAAAGCUAAUUGCGACGUAUUGAAAAGGAAGAACAAGAGACCGGAAGGCGUGCGCUCUGUCGACAGUCAUCAAGACUUCAAUAUGGAGCUCGGAAAAUUGGGUUGUAGUUCGAAUUCUGGCUUGACAAAUAUGGAAGGUGGGGAAGGUAUGUUAAAGAAGCACAACAAAUCGAACACUGAGAAUAAAAUGCAAAUUUCAUUGAAGAAACGUGGAGAAACAGCUGAGAUCACAAAGAAAAGGAAAGUGAAGGAUUGGCAGGAUGAUCAAAAUUCUCAUAACAGUGCACUACUCCAUGAACCCGUGCGUUCGAAGGAAGAAAGUUGUGAAAGGUCGAAGAAGAAAAAGAGGUUUGAUCGUGUCGAAGAAAUCAGCCAUGAUAAGGAUAACGAGCCGAAAAUGCAAAAUAAGAAGAAUUUUGCUAAACAAACGUCAGUCGGUAAGGAGUUACUGAAGAGAAAUUUAGUUGCUCGACAAGUAUCAGCGGCAGGUAACUCUAGCUCUUCAAAUGUUUCUCAAUCUCAUUUAACUAAAGCCAAAUUUGGCGUGAAAGUAUCUCCUGCUGAAUCAGUUUCGUCGUUGCCGAUGAGGACAUCUGGCCUCGAUCAAUUUCAAGGAGAAAAAGAGGAGAUUACCUCUAAUAUUCAUACCGACUCUCGUAAAGUUACACCGGCGUUUGACAUUGGGGUUAAGGAUACUGCUCUCGACACAAACAGCAAGAAAAUCAAAGCUUCUUCUGUCGUUCGACGCCAUGUCGUUACUGCUGAUGUUAAUGCUGUUAAGGAUCCUAGGUUGAGCAAGCCCAGCAACAAGAAACGCAAGAAAGAGAACAUACAUAUUGCUGGUGAAGGACUGGAAGCCCCUCAAAAACUCAAGGGUCACGACGCCGAAGACCAGAGAUCGGGUGCUUUACUUCAAUCAAAUAAAGCAGUUAAACUUCAGACAAAGCUAAGUCGGGAUUCCGAAGCGGGAAAUAAAGGUGGUCCGAGAACAGUAGAAACAAGGGAUGGAAAAUCAAAAUGCUCCUCUUCUGGAGGUGAAUGCAAAGAACCGUCACGUCUCGGUGGUGAUCCUUUACGAGUUUCUAUUAGAGCAGGCGAUUCUCAUCAGCUUAUUACCGAUGCUUCUAAAAGUGGUGAUGCAGUCGAGUUGAAGACAAUAAAGAAUGAACUUAACCACGGAUAUCAAAAACCCGAUCUGCCAGGAUCUAGAGAUGUUAAUGCUUCAAAUCUCGACAGAACGAAAUUCUCGAAUCAGACUGCUUGUAAUACAUUGAAAGAAGCCAAAAAACUCAGAGACAAUGCAGAUCACUUCAAGAGUUCUGGAUUCACUUUUGAAAGUAAUGAGCUUUACUUUCAAUCUGCUCUGAAGUAUCUUCAUGGAGCAUUCCUUCUAGAGACACUUGAUAAUACGAGUGGCAAGCCUGGUGAUGUUUCUCCCAUUCAAUUCUAUGGCAUUACAGCUGAAUUGUGCGAGAUCUGUGCUCUUGAAUUUGAAUGUCGCCAAGAAAUGGCUGCAGCUGCUUUGGCUUUUAAAUGUAUCGAAGUAGCUUAUUUGAGGAUCGUUUACCAUAGACAUUCAAGUGUCGAUGGAGAUCGCCUCGAGAUGCACUCGUUGUUCCGUACAAUUGUUCAAGGCGAAUCUCCGUCUUCUUCGAUAUCCGAUGUCGAUAACUUAAGUAAUCAAGGAGCUAUGGAUAAGGCGACUUUUGACAAGGGCAGUUCCCGAGGUGCGGGUAAUCACAUCUGGAAUGCUGCAAACUGCGCGAGUUUUGCUCGGGUCCUCGACUUUGCGCGGGAUAUGAAUUCAGCUAUGGAGGCGUCGAGAAAAUCUCGAAACGCGUUUGUGGCAGCUACUACGACAUGUGGGAGCGAAGGAAAACAUGUGGACUAUGUUGUUGAAUCAGUUAAAAAGGUGAUUGAUUUCAGCUUCCAAGAAGUGGAGGAGCUCGUGCAGUUGGUUCGAGUCGCUACACAGAUAAUAACCCGCUCGGGUUUUCGCAGUGGUAGAGAGUAGUAGAGGGUGAAACUUGUAAAUAGAUGUUAUUUUUGUUGGAUUAUUAUUGUUCCUUCCUUCCUUGAGGUGGUUGAUUGAUUGAUCAGUUGAGAAAGCUCCCUGAAACUGACUGGCAACCUGAUGAGAGAUUGGUUAGGACCGGUUCCAAACUUACACAGUUAAUUACUUACGGUUACUUCUGUACAAAGCGAGAUCCAUUAGGAAAAUCCAAAAUGUAAUUUUUUUUUUUUUUAAUUAUUCUGAGCUGAGGUAAAAUUUCUCCUUUUUUUUUUUUACCCUCUUGAGGGUCGUCGUCAUGUAAAGAAAGGCUUUUGAUUGAUAUCUUAGCUCCUAAAAGUGGAGCUUUUAAGUAAAAAAAAAGGAAAACAAUAGGUUGCAGCCCUUUUAGGCCAACCCACAUAUUCCAAAGCA
Molecule: messenger RNA, 4956 nt
Organism: Cucurbita pepo subsp. pepo (vegetable marrow)
Lineage: Eukaryota; Viridiplantae; Streptophyta; Magnoliopsida; Cucurbitales; Cucurbitaceae
Source: RefSeq, a predicted model, not a curated record